This is a messenger RNA of Fusarium oxysporum Fo47, 2298 nucleotides long. RefSeq lists its product as uncharacterized. The record is from RefSeq and is a predicted model, not a curated record. The transcript has 3 exons. Lineage: Eukaryota; Fungi; Ascomycota; Sordariomycetes; Hypocreales; Nectriaceae. Bases 76 to 2298 code for a protein of 740 amino acids.
CGGGAAUAUAUCAUUGGGUGGUAUCAGUGUCAUUGUGAUAUUACCCAAGGCACAUGGAACACAUUCGUCGGAAGCAUGCUGUACAGUUUGCAGGCAAAGCUGAAAACUAAGAGAGGAUACUCAGACCGACCCAGAGCGGACCAAGGUUAUACAGGAAUUGACCCUUUAUGGACCAUUCGGGGCUAUUUCAUUGGACUUAGUAUCGACUAUGCUCCACCCUAUAUUACCAUUUUGUGUUCCGAUAGCACGGUAUCCAGAUGGCUUGUCAAACUUGUUCAAGAAGAACUAGACUCGGGGAGAUAUCCUGGCUGGUGCAUGACUCGACUGCCCUAUGUCAGUGUUAUCGCAUACGGAUCUCCUUCUGGUAGCAUCGACAACACAGGUGAUGAAGGAUCAGCCGGCACCGGUCAGGAGCCGAAGCGAAAGUCUGAGGCUGAUGCGGAAGAAGAAGGUAAUUUGGAGAGGGUUCAAGUUGAGGUUGACGCGAAAUACGCGGUCCCUACGAUGAUCAAUGAACUUCUUUCCUGGGGACAGCAUCAGCAUAGAUGUGGCAUCAGGCUCCAGAUUACCCGGGGUUCAAAUAUAAUAACCAGAGGGACAAUUGGUGGCCUUAUUCAAGUUGGUGGUAAGCCCUACGGGUUGACCGUUGCCCACUCGUUUCCUCUCACAUUCAAUGAGGCCCGCCUCCAAGAUCCAGGAGAUGAUCAGAUUUCUGAUAUCAUCAACGCCUGGCGACAAAGUACAUCCUUCGACAUGGAGUUUGACUUGGCGUUGAUAGAAAUGCCAGGACUACAGGACCAAACACCUUCUUUUGAGCUCUGGGAUGAUGUAAACCUCGUGCGAACUGUCUCGGGCAUCUUUCGACCUGUUUCCAUUGCUUGGGACCAACCCCGGGCACUAGAGCAGGUAGCUUUGGCUACACCUCGAUCUAGGUUCUGUCUAAGAGGUGCCUUUAUCGGUUCUCAGGUGCUUAUGCCUAUGCCGAACUCUACGGCUCUCUGCAUCCCUUGGGUCCUGCGAAUGGAACGGCCUUGGUUGAUACAGCCGGGCGACAGUGGUUCCUGGGCAUUCAAUUCAAAUACGGGCGAGCUUCUCGGAAUAUUGAUUGCGGGAUGCCCAGAAUUGCUAGAAGCAUAUAUCCUUCCAGCCCACCAGGCUUUUGACAACAUCCAGAAGCGACUCGGCGACCGCGUGACCCUGCCGAAUUGUCAGCCCUUGCAGAAGGAGAAUUGGGAUGGCCUAGCACAUGUCGUCAACAGUUAUGAGAAGAUAUCGAGUAAAAUUCAGCCAAGUUCGGCCACAGAAGCCAUCAAAGUCAUCGAAGCCAUCGAAGCCAUCGAAACCAUCGAAGCUGUUGAAAAUGAGUUUGCCAGAUGGACCUCAGGAUGUGCCACCGUUUUGGAAGCUACAGAUUCUUCAGAAACUUCAUCAAUGUCAUUCCAAUUGCGCGUUACAAGAGCUUCCUGGGAAGAUCCUUCUCCUCAACAAUGUAUUGAUGUCGUCAAUGAGAUAAUUUCAAACAAAACGGAUUCUGCAGAAAAGCAAAUACUCUAUCCUUUUUGGAGAUACCUGAUGCUUGGCCAGGAAGAGCUUUUGGCCAAUACCGAGGACUGGGCUCGCAAGGAUGUUAUUGCAAAUGAAUAUAAGCUGAUGACACGGCUUCCUGGCUCAAAGUACUCAAGAUGGAGAGUCCCAUGGGAUAGACGUACAUUGACAUCCGCUAUUGAAACCAUGGAAUCGGACAUUCAAGAAAAUCUACGUCUCAUAAAAGAUAAAUGUGGUUGGUUUAGUCUCCCAGAGACGAUGCAAAUCGGCUUAUUGGAUCAUAGCGAUGCCAUCUUAACCGCUGUUCGUAUCUUCAAUCAUUCCAAAGAUCUAGUUUUGGUCGUUAUGCCACCUCCUACAGUCGGCCCAACGACAGCCACCUUUCAUUCGGAUGGCCUUACUAUAAAGGGAUCAUCCCUGAGGUAUCCAUUCAAAUUGGGAAUCAAGACUACAGGGGCAGCAGAAGCUAUGAAGGAGGAGCUGAUAACCAAACUGGAGCUUGAUGCAACUGAUUUCGAUUAUGUGCGAAAACUGCCUUUGAGGCCAAAGUGGUCCACUCUUUACCUCAAAGAGCAUAGACGUCGUGUCGAGUUCGUUGUAUAUGAAGGAGUUUUGAAGUUUGAUAAAGAACUUCCAGCCACCGAAUUUGCCGAGGGGUGGGUUACGAUGCACGAACCACUAGUUAACUCCCUUCUGCUAGCCAUGGCUACGCCAUUCUACUGGUUGACAUGGAUGGAAGAAACAGACUGUUAA